Messenger RNA from Phoenix dactylifera (date palm), 2370 nucleotides. RefSeq lists its product as uncharacterized. The record is from RefSeq and is a predicted model, not a curated record. NCBI's taxonomy places the organism in Eukaryota, Viridiplantae, Streptophyta, Magnoliopsida, Arecales, Arecaceae. Gene Ontology annotation, molecular function: protein binding.
GUGCCCAUUCUCGACCCCCUUAUUCGUAUACAAACCUCCGCAGCCCUUCAGGGGUAACGAGAAACGGACCCCAAAGCGAGGAACGGAGGAGACCGGGUGGAAAACCCUAGGGUUUGGGGUGUGGGAUGAGAUGAACCAUGGUGAGAUCGGGCGAUCCGGAGGCGACGUCGGAGAUCUGGGGAACGCUGGAGGAGCUCCUCCUCGGGUGCGCCGUGAGCCGGCACGGGACACGGAGCUGGGACUCGGUGGCCAUGGAGGUCCGGAGCCGGAGCCCCUCCGCUUAUCACCUCCUCCUCACGCCGGAGUGUUGUAGGGAACGGUACCGAGAUCUCGAGCGCCGCUUCUCCGCCGCCGACGGGGAGAUCGGCGGCGGGGGUGGCGGGCCGGGGGUGGAGAUCCCCUGGCUCGAGGAGCUGCGGAAGCUCCGCGUCGCCGAGCUCCGUCGCGAGGUCCAGCGCUACGACGUUUCGAUUUUGUCCUUACAAUUAAAGGUAAAAACGCUACAGGAAGAGCGCGAGCGGAGUUUCUUGGGAGAAGAAGACGAAGACGACAAGAACGGGCCGGAUCGCGACGAGGAGGAAAGAAAGAACGGCGAAUCACCAGGAUCUACGCGCAGGAACAUCCCGGGAGACCGGAUCUCCGAUGGAGAUUCCCGCCGCUCCGGCCGCUCGUGCAAAGAGUCCAACUCCACCGAUCCGAAAGAUGAGGAAGAGAAACCCCGAGCAGGGGAGACGGAAGCGGCGCCCGGGACCGAAGACAGGAGAACCGAUCGGGCCACCAGCGGGGACGUGAAGUCCGCCGGAGAGGCGUCCUACAACGGGAGCUCCGACACGAUAGCGAAGGCCGCGGCCAUGGCCAACACGGCGCGACCGCCGGCUCUGGCCGAUUCCGGCGCAUCCCUGGCCGAGUCGAAGGGCGGCGAGGCGGAGGCGGAAAGGGAAGGGGCGAAGGAGUCCAGCGACGUGCAGAGCUCCGCGAGCCUGUCGAGUCGGCAGCGGCGGCGCAGUGGCCGGAGGAAGGUGUUCUCCGGCUGUAGCAGCGGCGGAGACGAGCCGGAGACCGACGCCGUAUCCCCUGGCGCCAAGCGGGUUCCCGCUGUAUCCCAGCCGUUGAUCACCUUCGUCGAGUUCAUCCGGGCGCAUAAGUUCGGAUCCGUUUUCGAGCGCCGGCUGCAGAGCCAGAGCGUCAGAUACCGGAGCAUGAUACGGCGACACGUGGAUCUGGAGAUGGUGCGGGGGAAGCUCGAAGGGAGAGGGAGGAGGGAGGCGUACAGGAGCGCGGAGUUCUUCCGGGAUCUGCUUCUCCUCUGUUACAACGCCAUCGUUUUCUACCCGAAGAGCUCUCCCGAGUCAAUCGCAGCCGUCCAUCUUCGCGGGCUCGUCACGAAGGAGAUGGCCGGAACCAUCCGGAAGCCGGCCCGACGACCGAACGCGGAGGAACCCAUCCCACCAGCGCAACCUUUUUCGCCACCGGCUGUUUCUAAGCUUAAAUCGGAUCCGGAUCGUGCGAGCAAGGCGCUGGAGAAGCAGACCUCCUUGGUCCCCUUAACUGCUUGCCGGAAACGGAGCUCCCUCUCUGGCAAGGCUGCGGCGGCGGGGGGGUGGAAGGAGGGAAGGAGGAGAAGGAGAAGCAACGAAUUGAUCGGAAGGAGUGGGAGGUGGAGGACGAAACCCCGGCCAAGAAGAGGACGAAUGAGAGAUCUUCGGUGUCCAGGCUAAGAGGUUUGAGGAGCAACAAAACCCCUGGGAACGCCGGAAGCAAGGGCAACGGAGUAUCAAAGAGUCCCAAUUCUAUCUCAUCUCCGACCAUGAAAUCCACCGCUGUCGAGAACUCGAUGGAAGCGACGGCGAAAUCAGAGAAGAAGAACGGAGGUGACGAAACUGUGUCUGCCUCGAAGAAAAAGGGAGCGGCGGAGUUCCUGAUUCGGAUGAAGCGGAGCUCGCCGACGUCAAGCGGGACCCUACGGAGUACGCUGAGGAGCAGCGCUUCCUCCGGCGGCGGCGGCGGGAAGGGGGCCGAGCAGCAGAAGAAGAGAGGGCGUGGGGAUGGCAGGAAGGACCGUCAUUCCCGUCAGUCUCCUGGUGCUGCGGCGUCGAAGCGUGCGGUGGAGAAUAGCGCCCCGGUGAAGAGGGAGCGUGGGGAGGCCGCCCAAGAGGGCGGCGGGCCCCCCCUCCUCCACCUCCGGCGAAGAAGACGAAGGAUGAGUUGGGAAGGACACCGCCGCCGUCGCGGAACCGAGCGAGGAGGUGACUGAGUGGCAGAUGUAAAUUUAUAUGCUGCAGUGAAGGCUUACGUGUGAUAGUAACCAUUUUAUGAUUUAUUUUUAUUCUUAUUAUUUUCCUUUCUAAUAUUUUAGUGGGGGUUGAGGCA